Messenger RNA from Setaria italica (foxtail millet), 1813 nucleotides. RefSeq lists its product as uncharacterized. The transcript has 3 exons. The record is from RefSeq and is a predicted model, not a curated record. The coding region runs from base 80 to 1516 and encodes 478 amino acids. NCBI's taxonomy places the organism in Eukaryota, Viridiplantae, Streptophyta, Magnoliopsida, Poales, Poaceae.
GUCCGCGGCUGCCUCCCGGAGCCCUGGCUCGCCUCGCCUUCUCCGUCGCCGCUCCCACCACCAAACCCAAGGAAUCCCGAUGAGAUUUCCGGCUCGCUACGCUUGGCUUGCCGCUGCUGCCGCUGCCGGCGGCGGCGGCGCGGAGCUCGCUGUUGCUAGCCCGACCAAAACCCACUUCCUCCCCACGCGGCGCCACAGCAGCGCCGCCGCCGCCACCACCGCCACCACCGAGCCUCCGCAGAUGGCGCCCACCGCCGACGGCCCCACCCCUCCGGGGACGUCGCCGUGGGUCAUCCUCGGCAGCAUCCCGCGCGUCGCGCCGCCGGGCGGCGUCGGGGCCGACGACGAGGCCGGCGCCGACGUGUCGCUGGCGCUCGCGGCGCCCCCGCGCGUGUCGCGCCUGGCCGUCUCCGAGCGCGUGUUCCCGGACCGCCCCACGCCGCAGAGCUUCCCGUUCGUGCUCGCCGCGGACCGCUCGGGGCUCCUCCUCCUCUCGGCCAUCCUCUCCACCCCGCCGCGGCGCGUCGUGAUCGACCGCCCGGGCCACCAGUCGGUCCACUGGGAGGACACCGACCCGCGCUACUACGUCCUCGACGCCGCCACGGGCGCCGCGUCCCGCCUCCCGGACCCCGCCCCGCAGGAGACCAUCGAGCACCAGGCGCUCGUUGGCCUCGUCGCCUGCCCCGGCGCCGCCGGCGGCGGCGGAGGCUUCAUGGUCGCCGAGCUCCUCCCGCUCAUCGGGAGCGACAAGGCCCACCUCCGCUGCUACUCCUCCGACGUCGGCGAGUGGGUCGACAAGCGCGUGCGUUACCCGCUCCCGCCGCGGCCCCUGGCGCCGAUCUGCACGAUCUCCCACCAGGGCAAGCUCUGGUGGGCCGACUACUCCUGGGGCAUCAUCACCGCCGACCCCUUCGCCGACGACCCCGUGCUCCGCUUCGUGCCUCUCCCCCCGGGCUGCGUGCUCCAGUGCAGGGAGGCCUGGGGUGUGCUCGACGAGUUCCGCUACCUCGGGGUCAGCGCCGGCAGGCUACGCUUCGUCGACACCUACCGCCGCCGCGGUGACCCCACCAAGGUCACCGUCUGGACCCUGCCCGACGCCGACGCCAGGGAGUGGAAGCUGGAGCACGAGGCCACCUUCGCCGACAUAUGGGCCGACGACUCCUACAAGGCGACUGGGCUCCCCAAGGAGCCCCCCGUGCUCGCGCUCAUCCACCCCCACAACCCCGCCGUUGUCUACUUCUUCCUCGAGGGCCACCUCUUCGCCGUCGACGUGAGUGUCCGCAAGGUUGUCGACUGCGAUCGCUACAAUCUGGUGGCGCCUCCCCAAUACUACCCCAUCUCCAAUCGGUUCAUCCGCGCCUGGGAGCUGCCGCGUGCGAUCUCAUCAGAUCCGGGGAAUUGGUCGACUGACAUCAGCUCGUCUCAAGAACCAACUGAAGCGCCACCAACCCGGGAAGUGCCAUCUCCCGGGGAUUACCACUUGGUCGGCAACACAAGGCAGACAUUCAUCGGAUGACCCGAGGAGCAAGGUUUAGCUAGCACUGCUGGACUCGAGUUGUGGUAUGAUGGCAUGUUUUUGCUGGGGUGUGGCAUGCUCUGUGCUGGUGACAUGUGUUUUGGGUGUCUUGUUGCAUCUCCGAUUCUGUUCAUCGGAUGCAUGCUGUUGCAACCCUAUUAAUUUAUGCUUACUUAGCUGUAUGGUAUGAUCGAUCCUUGCUUUGGUAGAGCAAUGUGCUCGAACAUCAGGGCGUGACUUGGAUCAUGCUUAAUUUCAGUGAUUUGCACCGUAAUGCUAUGAUAUGAUCUAUGCUCU